Messenger RNA from Closterium sp. NIES-67, 2058 nucleotides. The record is from the annotation of a GenBank genome assembly. Lineage: Eukaryota; Viridiplantae; Streptophyta; Zygnematophyceae; Desmidiales; Closteriaceae.
CAUGGUUAUCGUCUUAGGCUAACACGUUCUCGAUAAGAGGUUCUCGAUGAGAGUGACCAUGCACUGCAUGCUCUAGGGGAGUGAUGUUAGCGCAAGCCCAAGCUGACUGCUUUCUCCUGUGUUUCCCCUAGUAAGACCACGUUCACUACGAAAAGAUCCGUUAGAAGCCAUCAUGGAGGCGUUGUCUUAUAUCGCGUACACGCUCGCCGUGGCGGUGGUCUUGGCGUUCGGCCUGAGCGCGUGCGCGUACGCGGCGUAUCGCGAGAUGCUGCAGGGAGGUCCCGACUCGCCCGAUUUCUUCCUCACUGCGCGCCGAUCCGUCAAGACCUUCAUGGUCGCAUGGUCCUUCUUUGCCUCGGCCAUGGGUUCCUGGGCUCUCUUCGGCCCGCCCAGCUACUGCCUCACUGCGGGGGCUACGGGCACACUCGUCUACUCGCUGUUUUCCGGGCUGCCCGUGCUGCUCGUGGCGUGGCUGGGCAGCGUGGUGCACCGUUUGGUGCCCGACGUGGUGUCCAUGGCAGACUAUGUGCGCCGGCGAUUCGGCCUCCUGUUUUCGCUCUACAUCUCGCUGCUCAUGGUGCUCAACAUGGCCAUCGCCAUGACAGCCGAGUACACCGCUGUGGGCGACCUCUUUCAGCACGUGCUGGGCGCGCCCAGAGUGCCCAUUGUACUCCUUCUAGGCGCCACCGCCAUGCUCUAUACCGCAGCAGGGGGGCUGUAUGUCUCGAUUGUCACCGACCAGUGGCAGGCCCUAGCCAGUAUUAUCUUCACGGCGCUCCUCACAACUCUCGUGCUCGCCACCUUUCCAUCGCCCCUCCCUCCGCUGUCGCCCAACCUGGGCUGGUCCAAUCCCCUCGGCCUCGCAUCGCUUGUCUUCAUGCCGGUCUCUCUUUUGGCAACCACUCUAUUCAAUGAAGCCAUGUGGCAACGCUGCUGGGCCUCAGCAAGCCCCUCGUCGUUGCUGUGGGGUGCGGCAUUGGGGUCAGCAGCUAUCACUGCUGUGGUAUCAUUGCUCGGAUUUGCAGGCCUCCUAGCAGCAUGGAGCGGCGUCUAUCAACCAUCCGGCCCGGACGACAGCGGCAACACCAUCCUCUUCUCGCUCUUCCGCCACCAAAAGUGGGCGCUCGUUACAGUCACGCUGCUCUCAGUCACGAUGAGCGAGUCUGCGGUGGACUCCCUGCAGAACGCCAUGGUGGACACCAUCGCCUCCGACAUAGCGGGCGUCCUCGCAGCGCUCAGGUGCAGAGAGAGGAGGAGUCGCUUGCGAGGCAAGGGUGGGGGGGUGGCGCUGUACCGUCUGUGCAGCCCAAGGGGGUGCGCUGUGCUGACUCUGCUCUCUCGCAGUCAGAGGUACCAGGGAGCCUGAAAGCAGGGAGUGAAUCAGCAGAGCCCUCACCUCCUGUUGCUGUCACCACCAUCCCACCAUCACCAGACUCUGCUAUUCCAGAACCUGACUCCACCCCUCCCCACCACCCGUCUGGCCUCAGCAUCUCGUCCAUUCGAGCCCUCGUUCUCAUCCUCAAUGUACCGCCGCUGCUCGCCUCGCUACAAGGCUUCAACGUCCUACAGCUCUUCCUCCUUAUAAACCUCAUCAAUACCACAUCCUUUCUCCCACUGCUCCUCGGCAUUCUACAGGGUCCCCUCUCCCAUGUCUGUGUCACCCCCUCAUCGUCUGUAGCUGGGUGUUGCUCCGGCCUGCUCUCGCUUGUUGUGUGGGCUAAGACGCAGCAGAUUCCUGGGGAAAGCUAUGUUGAUGCACUGUCCAGGACGUUUCUAGACGCUUAUGAUUAUCCACCCUUUUUGCUUGCUUUAGGGUUCUCUGCCGUUGGGAUGACUGUCGGUGCUGGUGUAGAAGCGGUGGUUAGGUACUGCUGGAGAAUAGAAUACUCUCCUUAUGUCCUGGAUUACGGCAAAGGGAGAGACUUAGAAGAAUCUAGGAACUUGUUAGGCUAGAAAAACGCUGGUGGGGAAAGAGGAAUUCUCUCCCAGCCAGCUAUUUUCUUUCUGAGAAAUACGACCAGCCAAUUCAGCCAAACAUUGGCCAAACGCACUUGUUGA